Molecule: messenger RNA, 1399 nt
Organism: Armigeres subalbatus
Lineage: Eukaryota; Metazoa; Arthropoda; Insecta; Diptera; Culicidae
Gene: CSN6
Product: COP9 signalosome complex subunit 6
Exons: 3
Coding region: 151-1251 (366 amino acids)
Biological process (GO): protein deneddylation
Cellular component (GO): COP9 signalosome
Molecular function (GO): protein binding; metallopeptidase activity
Source: RefSeq, a predicted model, not a curated record
AACAAGCAAACGUCAAAAGAAUCAACAGCGAACAGCAACAGAGCAAAAUCGUUUUUGUGCUUUUGCCAAAAGUAGGAUUGCAAUUUGUAUUCGUAACAAAAUAAUUUGCAUUAUCCUGAAAAUUGUCCGGAAAAGACCUCCGUUACUAACAUGAGUCAACCGCGUGCAAACGAGGAAAAAAUGGAUAUUGAUGCUGAUGAGCAACAGCCGGUUGCUGGUGGCAGCUCAAGUGCUAGUGCUACCACCAAAGUUGCUUCUCCUGUCGCUUCUAGCGCCGGUUCGAGUACAGUUGCCGCGGUCACCGGCCCGGCGCAAACGAAACAACCCCCUUUGGGUGACUCACGGAAUGUUAUGGCCAGUAGCGCUACGGUUCCCUCGGUUACCUGUUCGUUGCACCCGCUGGUGAUUAUGAACAUUUCGGACCACUGGACCCGGAUCCGCGCCCAGAAUGGAUUCAAAUCACAGGUAUACGGCGCCCUGAUCGGGAAGCAGAAGGGACGGAACAUUGAGGUCAUGAACUCGUUCGAGCUGAAGUUCGACCUGGUCGACGACGAGGUGCACAUCCUGAUGGACUACUACAACACCAAGGAGGAACAAUAUAAACAAGUUUUCAGCGAUCUGGAUUUCUUGGGAUGGUACACGACCGGAUCGGUGCCCUCUGAGAAGCACAUCAAUAUUCACAAGCAAAUUUGUCAGAUCAACGAAUGUCCGAUUAUGGUACUUUUGGAUCCGACCAGUCGGAACAUGAAUCAAUUGCCUAUUUCGCUGUACGAAUCGGUAAUCGAUAUCGUACAGGGCGAUGCUGUGAUGCUCUUCGUUCCCUUAACGUACACCCUGGCCACAGAGGAAGCCGAACGCAUUGGGGUAGACCACGUAGCCCGUAUGUCCACAAACGAUUCCGACGAAAACUCGACUGUUGCGGAACACCUGCUGGCGCAGCAUAGCGCUAUUAAGAUGCUCCAUUCUCGGAUCAAGAUUGUACUGGCGUAUAUUAAGGCCGUUGAAGGCGGGCAGCUGGAACCGAAUCAGGAAAUUUUACGCGGUGCUUAUUCUCUCAGUCGUCGACUGCCGGUGAUUCAAAAUCCGGCUUUCAAGGAGGAAUUUUAUACGCAAUCGAAUGACGUCGGAUUGAUUACCUAUCUCGGAGCUCUGACCAAGGUUUCGAACGAUAUGAAUCAGUUGGUGAAUAAGUUUAACGUUCUUUACGACCGCCAAGGAAUGGGGAGAAGGAUGCGAGGUCUAUUCUUUUAAGCUCCGUGUUUCCUUAUGAAGGUAAAUAUGUCGAUAAUUGAACUCAUGAGUGACUACUGGAUAUUUCUACGUUCUUUAUUGAAUACAACUUCCCAUCGGUUCGAUACCCAAACUAUCUAAAUUCAACAAGAAUCAACCUACCAAUCAA